This is a messenger RNA of Echinops telfairi (small Madagascar hedgehog), 2900 nucleotides long. It is a transcript of the gene ASPHD2, whose product is annotated as aspartate beta-hydroxylase domain containing 2. NCBI's taxonomy places the organism in Eukaryota, Metazoa, Chordata, Mammalia, Afrosoricida, Tenrecidae. The record is from RefSeq and is a predicted model, not a curated record. The coding region runs from base 255 to 1289 and encodes 344 amino acids. The transcript has 3 exons.
UUAAAAAAAAAGUCAUUUGACAGUCACCAGCCCUUCACCCACAGGGACUUUGUCUGGGAGGGAGGGAGCGGAGUGGUGGCCCCAGACACCCUCGUCAUCUGUCAAUGCCACCCCUGGCCGGGUCCGAGGGACAGCAGCGGCCAUGGCUCCCCCUGUCCCAGCUGCCCCUUCCCCGCGGUGCUAGCCUGCAUGGUGUGGGGACCCUGGAGGACUGACGGACCUUGCUUCACGUCCCUGAGAACGCCGCCCCCAAGAUGUCGCUGGACUGGCUAGCAGCCUGGAGCUGGUCGCUGGACGGCCUGAGGGACUGCAUUGCCACGGGCAUCCAGUCCGUGCGGGACUGCGACGCCAGCGCCCUGGGCACCGUGGCCUGCUUGCUGGUCCUGUUUGUGUGGUACUGUUACCAUGUGGGCCGCGAGCAGCCCCGGCCCUACAUCUCCGUCAAUGCUCUGAUGCAGGGCAGCUCCGAUGCCAGCGGGCUGCAGAACGGCUUCGUGUACUGCCAGUCGCCCGCGUGCGUGCGCUGCACCCACCAUGAGGGCCUCAACCAGAAGCUGUACCACAACCUGCAGGAGUAUGCCAAGCGCUACUCCUGGUCCGGCAUGGGCCGAAUCCACAAGGGCAUCCGCGAGCAGGGCCGCUACCUCAACACCCGGCCGUCCAUCCAGAAGCCUGAGGUCUUCUUCCUGCCCGACCUGCCCACCACGCCCUACUUCUCCCGGGACGCCCAGAGGCACGACGUGGAGCUGCUGGAGCGGAGCUUCCAGACGAUUCUGUGCGAGUUUGAGCGCCUUUACAAGGCCUUCUCCAACUGCAGCCUGCCGCAGGGCUGGAAAGUCAACAGCAGCCCCAGCGGCGGGUGGUUCACCUUUUACCUGAUCAACCAGGGGGUCUGUGUCCCCAGGAACUGCAGGAAGUGCCCACGGACGUACCGCUUGCUGGGGAGCCUCCGGACCUGUAUCGGGAACAAUGUUUUUGGGAACGCUUGCAUCUCUGUGCUGAGCCCUGGGACUGUGAUCACGGAGCACUACGGGCCCACCAACAUCCGCAUACGAUGCCACCUAGGUCUGAAAACGCCCAGCGGCUGUGAGCUGGUGGUGGGCGGGGAGCCCCAGUGCUGGGCGGAAGGCCGCUGCCUGCUCUUCGAUGAUUCUUUCCUGCACACGGCAUUCCAUGAAGGCUCGGCGGAGGACGGCCCCCGGGUGGUCUUCAUGGUGGAUCUGUGGCACCCCAACGUAGCAGCGGCCGAGCGACAGGCCCUUGACUUCAUCUUCGCCCCGGGACGAUGAGGAGGCGUCCCAUGCUGGUGUUGAAGAGAGGCCCCAGGCCCAGCCCGGGUGCCCCCAGGCUCCGAGGCAGGCCUCCACAGGCAGCUGUCCCUGGGCCUCAUGCACCACGGACCUCCCUGCUCCUUGGUUCCUGUAAAUGGACGUGUGUCCCCUUGUAUUUCCUUAGAUUGUUUGUUUUCUUUUCUCCCUUCCCCCUCACCAUCGUUUGCUUCCGGGGGUCCUUCCUGGCUACCUUGUGCCCCUCACGGCCUGUGACCCGUUGCUACCCUGCUUGACCGGGGUCCCCAAGGAGAGUUGGCAAAUGGGAACUGAUCCGAAUAUAGCCAUGUCAAAGCCCAUGUGGCCCCCCUGAACACACAGUCGGACACAAGCCGGAAACGACGGCAGACCAGCGGGCCGCAGCGGCCCUCAGGGACCCUCUGGCCGCCCAGGCAGGGCCAGGUCUGUAGUCAGAGGCACACACAACACACAGCUCCAGGGCAUGGCAAGACGGACGCCAUCCUCCACUUGCCCUGGACCCCGGGGGCUCUCGAUGGCUAAGGACACCUUGGCUGGUGGACUUGAUUUUUGGUCAACAAUGCUUCUGACAAAGACAGGGGACACCCAUGGGUCAGAAUGGGUGAUUCGCUUACUUCACUGCCUACAGAAGCCCUCCUGCCACUCUGGGCUCGGAGACAUCCACGGGUCACUGUUCUGAGUCCGCAGUGAGGACCAUUGGAAGUCACCAGCCUGGCUGACACGCCGGGUGGGAUAGGGUGGCACUCAUCCAGCGAGGCUCUGGCCAGAUCGGAACCCUGAGCUCCGACCAUAGGGUCUGUUUGCCGCUGGGGUUUUACUGCCUCUGAUUCUUAGCCCCCAUUUAUGUGUCCGUAGACAGACAUCUGUAUGGGACCCAGGGGUGGGGACAGGAUGACUUCAGUCCGCAUGUGUGAGGGAGGAUGCUGGCAAGAACCGCCAACCCGAAAGGCCGUGGCUGCUGGCCAUGGCUGCUCUGGGGGACCCACAGCUCUCACCCCGAAAGAAAAAGACCCAAAGAUAUCAAUUUGCCAGAAUCCUGGCGGCCCUCUGGGCCAGCAUGUACCGGAGGCGCCUUUUGUGGGUUAUGUAUUCCGGUCCAUGUUGGACUCACAGAGCCCAGAGCCAAGUGUGACACAUGCCAGGGGCUUCCGGAAGUCCAUGGGAAAAUUCCAUGAUCUUUACAUUCCUUUGUCCUAAGAGCUUCUGGAAGCUCCCCGAAGGAUCGGUCCAGUGGUGGUGUUCAACUAGAGGUCAGCGGCUUCUCUGGGGAGCAGUGGUGAGAAGUAGACCUGGCUGGAAAUGGGCCCGGUAGUUGCUAAGGAAGUGUGCAAAAAGAGCGAAAUGGAAAGAAAGGAGAGGAAAAGGUCUAAAUCUGAGUACAAUCUCUCCCCAUCUAUUUCCCAGGAUGUGAAUGCAGGGAAAGACAGUAUCGUCUGACCCCCUGCCGUCGUUCUACUCACAUCCCGGCAAAGAGCCACUGAGGUGCAUGUUCUCACGCAUAGUGACUGUUCCGAGUUUACAAGCCACAGACCCACCUGGCUAACUGCACUGGUGUGACCUGGAAGGGGAACAGAAUAAAAGACCUUGCCGAAA